Messenger RNA from Nycticebus coucang (slow loris), 7768 nucleotides. RefSeq names its product collagen type XXV alpha 1 chain (gene COL25A1). The record is from RefSeq and is a predicted model, not a curated record. The transcript has 37 exons. Lineage: Eukaryota; Metazoa; Chordata; Mammalia; Primates; Lorisidae. Bases 683 to 2647 code for a protein of 654 amino acids.
UCGCGAAGGGUAUUUAAGCUCGCGCACGCGAAGCUGCGGAGAUACUUCGGGCAGCCGCUACCCCGGCCUUCCGACUUGCAUUUGCUGCUUGGUUUUAUUGCCUUUUCCUCUCUCCUCUCCCCGUUGGACGCCCCCUUUACGCCGCGCUCUCCUGGUUUCUCUCAGCCUUUUUGCCUUGAAACCGAAUCCAGGUGGGAAUCAGGUCGCCGUGAGGAAAGACACCGACUGGGUAGAAAUAGGGCAAACUAACGGGCGCAACAGGUCCGGAGCCGCGGGGCGGGGGCCAGCGGCCGCCCCUCGUCGCGCCUCGCCGGCUGUCGCUCGAACCCUGCGCUGCCGCUCCGGGGACCUCGGGAGAAGAGUCAGUCCCCGGGUAGUUGGGAGAACUGUCCGAGGGGGUGUCAUUUAGGUUUUUACCCCACCAACCCCCGGUUCCUCGGACUGAGGGUGCUUUUCCCUUCCAGCUCUGAGGAGAGAAGAAAGCGGAGGAUGGUGCUCGCAGGCUGGUCUCGUCGCUGAGCAAAGCGGAGGUCCAUCUCAGCUCCCGGGCUCUGACUCCGCCAACAAGUUGUGCAGCCACAGGGACCGAACUUUGGACGAAGCCUCCUUUUUCUCUCCUUUUUAAGAUUAUUGGGGGUGGAAGAGGGUGGGAGGCGAAGCCGAGCCAGGCGACCCUGCCACGAUGCUGGUGAAGAAGCACGCGGAGAAAGGAGGGGCCCGGGAUCCGGGAUCUGAGGACCCGAGCCCUGCCGGGCAGCGUUGUACCUGGACCCUGUCCCCGUGCGCCGUCCUGGCGGCCCUCCUGUCAGUGGUGGCGGUGAUGUCUUGUCUCUACCUGGGGGUGAAAACCAACGAUCUCCAGGCAAGAAUCGCCGCUCUCGAAUCUGCCAAAGGGGCCCCUUCCAUUCGUCUGCUGCCUGAUAGCCUGGAUCAGCUCAAGGCCAUAGUGCAAGAGAAAGUGGAGCGACUUCUGGCUCAGAGAUCGUAUGAACAUAUGGCUAAAAUAAGAAUCUCAAGAGAGGCACCUUCAGAGUGUAACUGCCCAGCAGGCCCUCCAGGGAAACGAGGUAAGAGGGGCCGAAGAGGAGAAUCUGGUCCUCCUGGUCAGCCUGGUCCUCAGGGCCCUCCUGGUCCAAAAGGUGAUAAGGGAGAACAAGGUGAUCAGGGACCUCGGAUGGUGUUUCCUAAAAUCAAUCAUGGGUUUCUCUCUGCUGAUCAGCAGCUCAUUAAACGCCGCCUGAUUAAGGGUGACCAAGGCCAGGCAGGGCCUCCAGGUCCCCCAGGUCCGCCAGGCCCAAGAGGGCCACCUGGGGACACAGGGAAAGACGGCCCCCGAGGGAUGCCAGGAGUACCUGGUGAGCCAGGGAAACCAGGAGAACAAGGCUUGAUGGGACCUCUGGGACCUCCAGGACAAAAGGGUUCUAUUGGUGCACCUGGAAUUCCAGGGAUGAAUGGGCAAAAGGGUGAUCCCGGGUUACCAGGAGCAGUAGGACAGAAUGGAAUACCAGGGCAGAAGGGAGAACCUGGAGAACAAGGAGAAAAGGGAGAUGCUGGAGAGAAUGGCCCCAAAGGGGACACAGGUGAAAAGGGUGAUCCCGGCUCAUCUGCUGCAGGAAUUAAGGGAGAACCUGGAGAAUCUGGUCGUCCAGGGCAAAAGGGUGAACCAGGGCUUCCUGGGCUUCCUGGACUUCCGGGGAUAAAGGGAGAACCAGGUUUCAUUGGUCCUCAGGGAGAACCAGGCCUGCCAGGGUUGCCGGGAACAAAGGGUGAACGUGGGGAGGCAGGGCCUCCUGGAAGAGGUGAGCGAGGGGAGCCUGGAGUUCCUGGACCAAAGGGGAAGCCAGGUGAAUCAGGAGCUAGAGGCCCAAAGGGGUCAAAGGGUGAUCGUGGAGACAAAGGGGACUCUGGAGCUCUGGGACCGAGGGGUCCACCUGGUCAAAAAGGAGAUCAAGGAGCCACCGAGAUCAUAGACUACAAUGGCAACCUCCAUGAAGCCUUACAGAGGAUUACUACCUUAACUGUCACGGGUCCCCCUGGACCUCCCGGACCUCAAGGACUACAAGGGCCAAAGGGAGAGCAAGGAGCUCCAGGAAUCCCAGGAGUUGAUGGAGAGCAGGGACUCAAAGGCUCAAAGGGAGACAUGGGGGACCCCGGAAUGCCAGGUGAAAAAGGAGGAAUUGGACUUCCUGGAUUACCGGGAGCCAAUGGAAUGAAGGGAGAAAAGGGAGACUCUGGAAUGCCUGGUCCUCAGGGUCCUUCUAUCAUAGGCCCACCAGGCCCACCAGGUCCCCACGGCCCACCAGGCCCCAUGGGACCCCAUGGACUUCCUGGACCAAAGGGUACAGAUGGUCCUAUGGGACCCCAUGGCCCUGCAGGUCCCAAAGGAGAAAGAGGUGAAAAAGGAGCUAUGGGAGAGCCUGGACCCAGAGGGCCCUACGGCCUACCCGGGAAAGAUGGAGAGCCUGGUCUUGAUGGCUUUCCUGGUCCACGGGGUGAAAAGGGCGAUCUAGGAGAAAAGGGAGAAAAGGGAUUCCGUGGCGUUAAGGGGGAAAAAGGGGAGCCAGGCCAGCCUGGCCUGGAUGGGCUGGAUGCCCCUUGCCAAUUGGGGCCAGAUGGAUUACCCAUGCCUGGCUGUUGGCAGAAGUGAUGAAUCUAACCUUCCAAGCAUGAAGUUGUAUAUAUAAUGGUCCACUUUUUAUAUUUAUAGUUGAAAACUGCAGUGCAGAUUUUACAAGUCUGAGAUAUGUUUACAUAGGGCUGCUUCUACGUGUUGGCAGUAGUACACAUCUUUUCUCCACUUACAUCUGAAAGGGGGCAAUCUGUGAAACCAGCGCGAAGCCUGCAAAUUAUAAAUCAGUAUCUCUCUCUCUAAUGUGAAGAUAUGUAUUUAUACGGACAGAUCAGUGAUGGAGGAUGAUUAUACUUGCUAUUUUCUUACUUUGGGCUUGUUAAUUGCAUGGACGAAAAGUGCCAUGAAAUAGUUUACAUGAAAUUGUGACCAAAUAUGAACUCAAAGCUACAAAAAUAUACUAUGCUGACCACUUUCAGAGUUUAUUGUUGCAUUCCCCUUCACCUUCCCUAUUAGCACUGAUCCACGCCCACGCCACCUCUUGAAGCUGACUAAAAAAGCAUGACUGUGUGCCACGCCUGCUUGUUGUGCAACUACAUGGAUGCUAGCAUGCUGCUCAUGAGUCCUUUGAUUACAUCUGAGUUUUUAUUCCUUCUGUCAUCUCAAGGGGGUUACACCGUGGCUUAUUGCCAAAAAGAGAUAAAGGUGGUGGAGAGCGCACACACAGUUUGUCUUGUAUUUUGAGGGAGUUGCCGUCCCGAUUGCUCGUCUCCAGCUUCCAGCAUUGUGGGCUCAUGGGCCACCUUGGUUGAAAUAUCAAGGGGUUGAGCCUGUUACUGCUGCCAGUUUUCCUUGGGCUGCCCUUGGCAGUGAAGACAUGGGAAGAAGACUGCUUCAGCAUCCAGCACUGUCUCGUGUGACCAAGUAGGAAAGAGGUUUACAAAUACAAACACCCAGAACUGCAGAAGUUUUUAAAAAAUACAUUGAAUGCCAGCAAGUGUUAAUAUGGGUGGUUUUGGAAGAUAACAAGAGGCAUAAAGUACUUCUUCCAGGAUAGGAGAUUCUUGGAAUAGCACCCCCUGUCCCUGAGAGAAAAGGGUACGUAUAUCCCACCAAAGCUCAGGUUGCUGAAGAAGCAGCACGCUCUGGGAAGGGGUCAGCCCAAAGAACCUCUCCUGGAGAUGGAGGGGAGUUCACUGGUACAAUCUCUACCAAAGCUGAUGUGAGAGCUUUCCUUUCUUCUAAGAUCCAACCAUAUCAAACAUUUUCUACAUAGUUUCUAGAAACAGUAAGAUAUUUCCCAUUCAUUUUAAUCCUUUUUCUUUUUUUUCUUAGUCCCAGAAAUAUUUAGAAAAUAUUUGUUUUAGUUUUCGUCACAUCUGUUUUGAACAAUUUUUUUAGAGAAAAGCCUUCAUGAUAAUUUGUCUCCAACAUUCAAAAUGAGCUUUUACUAAUUUCUUUCUUGUUUGGGCUAAUGGAAGAGAAUAGAAAAGAACCUAUAUUUUCACUUUAAGCAUUAUAAAGCAUGAAAGUUAAGCGGUUUUUUUAGUACCUUUUGACUGUUUUACAUGAUGAAUGUAACAUUCAUAAAGAUUAUCAAUUAAUUUAAAGCCAAGAUUUUGUCACAUUUGAUAGUAUUAACUAGUUUCUAUUUCUUAUGGUUCUAAGUUUUGUCCAUAUUUAGAUUUCUUUCUCUUUUGUUUUUACUUUUCUACAUGUUUGUCUUAUCUUUUAACCACAGACCAAAUCUGAGAUCUCAGAAAGCUGUGAAGUCUAGUUGCCAUAAAGGGAGUAUUUUUUCAUCUUUCUCAAAAGUUGCCGAACUGUAUUAGACUGAGCACUUCUUUGCACAGUAAAGAGUUGGUAGCAUGUUUUGAAAUGGCUUAUCCUUAGUGGAAGGAUCACAUUCAGAGAAAUAUUUUCAAUUAGUAGUAACCUUUUCAGCCCAUUAAAGAAUUUAAUUUCUCUUCUGUCUCAAUGCCAUUUUGUGGGAAGAUUUCUAGUUUAAUGCGUAGGUUUUUGCCGCCAGAAGGAAAUUUCCCUCACCUUUGGCUUAUGGUGACAAUAGUUAAGCUGUAAUUUGAAGAUAAGAAUCCUUAUGAUCUCUUUAAUUUUAUGUACAAAAUGAUCACUCAUACAAAAUGCCAUCAUCUUUUCUUUUUCUAUUGAGUUUUCAAGGUUAGAUAGACAUUUAAAUUAUUACAUCAGUCUAAUUGGUUACACAUCUAGUAACAUUCCACUAAUGUUAAAAUAAGGGAGAUCAUUUUCUAACAAUUCCUUCCAUGGCAUGAUGUUAAGAUAAGGUAUUGCUCAAUGUUGGAAACAACUUGUCUUAAAUGAUUUGUAAAAUGAACUGGAGGGGGGAAGAUACAUUGUCUUCAGGAAAACAAACUAGAGUCUCUUCAGAAAGUCCGGUGGCUGUAUUUCUUCCUUUCUGUCUUUCUGCUCCUCUAGCAGAAAGAGGUAUUGAGAUGGAUCACUAUUUAAAACUUGCACAGCUUCAAAGGGGAAUAUCUCAACAUCAAAAGAGAAUCACUUCAUGUAUAAAAAAAAUUUUUUUUGAACACACCCCUUUAAAGAAUGUUUUUCUGUCCUGUGCGUGUAUUGGGUUUUGCUCUAUAACUGAUUUGAUGCCAUUGACUUAUUUUGUGAUUAAAGUUGUAAACUUCCAUUUCAUUUAUUUCCUUGGAAAAAACAAAGUCCUCUUUGUUCAUUGCUAGGUCUUGAAUGCCAUAGAUAACCUUAAACUUGUGGUUACUAAAAUAUUUUCAAGCAUCUGUUUUGUCAUCAAUACAGUGAAACCUCAAAUAAUUUCUAAAUGAUCUAAUGACUUAUGUUUGUUGAUAUAUGUUGGUAAAUAACAUAUAUUUUCCUUAAGGAUUUCUUUUGAUUUAUACUGUUGAUAGAGCACUGAGAAAAAUAUAUAAAAGAUACAUUGGAAAUAAGGCAAGGUCAAGUUGUAUUUCUAUUAAAACAUUUCUGAAGGAUGCCAAAUUAUUUUGUUUCAGAUUUAAAAUUGUUUUCCAUUCAUGUCAGUUGGUGCUAAUGUCUAAUUAUUUUCUUUUUUUAUUAUGGACAAUGCAACUAUUAUACUGUGGGGUAAUUUCAUUUCUCUAAUAGCAUUCCUAAAUAAUUAAUGUAUGAUUUUAUAUUUAAAGUUCAUGAAUUUGCUAUAAUUAUGGUUCAAUGACUAGCCUUUCUUAAUGUAAAACAAAACAAUGUACCUACAGAUGUCAUGUGUUAACUCGUAUCAGGGAUGCCCUUGUUUCGUGUUCAUUUCAUAUAUAAUAUGCCUUUAUCAACUUUGAUUCAUCUCUCCUUUUACGUUCAUUCAUCUUUUCGAUUAUAUAAUUUGAUUUAGCAUGACAAAAUCAGUGUUAGAGAAGUCAGUACACACCACAGACAGUACCUAGUACACAAAGAUGCUUAAUUUUUUUUCUUUUAGUUUUCACUGUUCAUUAUCAAAAGCAAUCUUGGAGGAUUUUUCUUUCUUGCAUUAUGGAAGACAUGAGAGCAUCUUUAAUUUUUAACAGAAGAAAGGUCUUGUUUUUGAACUUACAGUCUGUGCAUAUGAUGUUUUAAUGGGACAGCAAGAACAUAUGCAUCCAGUAGUUUAUACUACAUGUUCUUUGUUUAAAAAAACAUAUAUGUGUGUGUAGAUACAGAUAUGCUAGUUUAGAAAAUGGUCAAAUCAGCACGUCUGUAACCUAUGAAAAAAUUGCCUUUGGUAUCUUAUAUUUUUAUCACUUAGGAAAUUUGCUUAAUUUCCAAGGUUUUAUUUUUGAAGUUACUAUUGAAGCAUGGAAAGUUAUCAUUUGUUAUCCUUUUAUAUAUUGUCUUACCCUGAACUGGAUUAUACUUGUGUGAUGGUGUUUUAUUAUCAUCUAAUAAGAUCAUACAAGACAUACAGAUGCACAUUUUUGAAACCUUGUUUUUUUCUUAUUUCUUAGUAGUCAAAUUAUAUUAAUAUUUCACACCACCAAAAGUAGGACUUUCUAAUUUCUACCAAAAAAAAAAAAACCUAUUAUCUCUAAGAAGUCAAGUCCAUAGGAACUUUUAUCUUUCAAAAAAUACUAGAAACAAUCAUGUGUGAUUCUGACUCUUAUAAUCAUACAUCCCUAGUGGAAUUAACAUACUUGACCAAUUAUGAUUCUGCUAAAUUGUUUUAGAAUAUAGAAACCUUCAGUCCCUAAUUCUUCUUCUUUUUCUUGAAAUACAUUUAUAUUGGCUAGAUUUGUUACAUGUCAUAGCAAAGAUAAUCCUCUAACUUAAAUUUUUGGUUUUGCUAAUCCAAUAAUAAUAAACAUUUUAAUAGCUUUUUUAUUUAAAAGUAUUUAAAGGCAUAAAUUUGCCUAUGCUUCUUACUGACAGAACUGUCCUUUUGGGAACAGGAAGAUUUUUCAUCCUGAACCAUUAUUUGUGAUUUAUUGACUAUUUAACAUAAAAGUAUCAACAUUUCUCAAAAUACAGUUGAUAUUCUCACAUAUCUCAAAAAUAAUGAAGUGGAUUCACAAAAGAAUGUCUUACAUAUUGUUGGCAUUUAUGUGAAUAUUCUUUAUACUGUUGUAAAUGUUUCAUUCAACUUAAUAACAUGUUAAAAAGAUGUAUGUAUCUGAUUUUUCUUUAGAAAAUAUUAUAUUUUUAUUUGUAUUUUUCACAUUUUAAAGUUCAUCUCCAUGAGCAGCUAUUUUUAUAUUGCCCAAAAUUCACAUAAAUACAAAAUAAGUGAAAAUGACAAAAAAAAUUUUGGCAAGAUUAUACUGCAUUUUUCUAAAAUGUUUGUGGGCCAGUCUCAUGUAAUUGAUUAUUCUAAGAAUGUGUUGUAUCUUAUCACUGUAAAUAUGGCACAAACCUGUUUAUCUCAGUAGUGUAAAUAAUUGAAAGUUGAAUUCUCCCUGUUUGAUUUCUUAUUCAAUUUCAUUGUAAUUUCUCUGGCUGCCAUUACUGAAUCAAAAGAUGCAUGAGGCUUUUGAUUUGCAGUUUUGGAGAUAAUUGCAUUUGUGUUCAGUUUCUAAUUUGUUUUAUUUCCUUUAUAAACUUGUUUUCAGGGUUCCUAGUUUGUGAGAAGUUGAUCUUCAGAAUUAUUUUUACACUAUUUAUGACUCAUUUUCAUGAUGUAAAAAGUGUGUAAUUAUUGCAGUAUUAAUCCAAACGAUACUGAAUUGUAUUGUUAUAAAGCUUUAUUGAUGUUGAUGAAAA